This is a messenger RNA of Fusarium mangiferae, 399 nucleotides long. RefSeq lists its product as uncharacterized. The transcript has a single exon. Lineage: Eukaryota; Fungi; Ascomycota; Sordariomycetes; Hypocreales; Nectriaceae. The record is from RefSeq and is a predicted model, not a curated record. The coding region runs from base 1 to 399 and encodes 132 amino acids.
AUGUCUGAAUACGGCUCUUCCCAAUUUCUCUCCCGCGGACUGAAGCUCUUCGCCAUCUUCUCCAUGUUCACCGGAACAGUCGAUGUAAUUGCUGGCCAUAAACUCGUUAUACCCGAAUCUGAGCGAGCUCUCCUCCCGACCCCAACCCUCGCCUUCGUGGACAACCAGCUUCGCUUCUUGGGAGCAAUCUGGAGUGGAUAUGGAAUGAUUCUCUGGUGGGCUAGUAGCAAUCUCCAGACGAGAAAAGUGCCCCUUUCUUUACUCGGAACUGCCAUGUUCUUGGCUGGUAUUGGUCGCUUGACUUCAGGGCUGAGUCUGGGCUGGACUCCAUCGUGGCUCAAGAUUGCCGCUGCUGUGGAGCUCGUCGUCCCUCCUUUGAUCUACUUUUUUGGAUUCUAA